Messenger RNA from Exophiala bonariae, 1377 nucleotides. RefSeq lists its product as uncharacterized. Lineage: Eukaryota; Fungi; Ascomycota; Eurotiomycetes; Chaetothyriales; Herpotrichiellaceae. The record is from RefSeq and is a predicted model, not a curated record. Bases 1 to 1377 code for a protein of 458 amino acids. The transcript has 2 exons.
AUGCUGUCCCUUUUCCCCUCAAAGGCCCUGUGCCUGUCUCUCUUUGCGUCUCUCCUCCUCACAACGCAGGCCGUCGUUCCCUCAAGUUCUGCUGUCCUCCGACCUGGCGGCAAUUCUGACUCCAAUGCCAAUUUCACCGUUGCCAUCAAUGUCCCUUCAGGCAAUUCCAAUGAACUAUAUUUCCACUUCUCUUCUCCUGCGGGCAAUUCCUACGCCGCCUUUGGAAUUGGGAGCCAGAUGAGAGGUGCUCUCAUGUUCAUUGCACAUGCCUCUGAAGAUGGCAAAAAUGUCACCUUAAGUCCUCGUAUUGGCUCUGGCCAUUCGGCUCCCACACCCACCGACGAUGUCAAAAUCACCCUCUUGAGCGGCAGUGGUAUAAUCAACGAUACCUAUGUCGUCAAUGCCAAAUGCUCAAAUUGUCGAUCCUGGAGUGGUGGAAGUGCCGAUGUCCUGAGCGACUCUCAAUCCAUGCUUUGGGCAGUUGGCGAGGCUGGAGAGAUCAAAAGCAAUGCUUUGGAUGCUAGAAUUCAGGAGCAUUCGAGGCGCGGAGUUUUCAACCUCGAUUUCAAAGCCGCAACUGGUGAUGCAGGCGUUCCCGUUGUCGAUGCAUCCUCCGACAAUGUAGACACUAUUGGACCUGGCAGCAGAGGUGGUGAUGGUAGUGGUCCUCGUCAUGGCAUUGCUUUCCAUGGAUUUUUGAUGGGUGCUGCCUUCCUUGUCAUUUUCCCUGCCGGUUUGGUCUUACUGCGAGUGUUCGAGAAGGUCUGGUUGCAUUGGGCUGUUCAGUCAUUCGCCCUGCUUUUGGUCUUCAUUGGUACCGGCGUGGGCGUUGCUAUCAGCAAGAGAGACGACAUUGUGAGUUACAGUUUAUACACUAUCAUGAUCAUGAAUACAGGACUAACAAACGUCAAGGAACCCAAUCUCACUCAUCCCCAUCAAAUUAUCGGCUUCAUCGUCCUCGGCGUAGGACUCCUGGCAUGGGGAAUUGGCAUGACUGGUCACGUAAUGUUCAGACGCACUGGAAAGCCUGCCGCCAUCAUGCUUGGUCAUCGGAUUACUGGACCUGUCACCAUGUCCAUGGGCUUAUCCAACUGUAUCGUGGGAUUUCGUUUCGCGGGUAACAACCGUGGCGCCAUCAUCUUUGCAGUUGCCGCUCUGCUUAUGAUCAUCUUCGUUUGCACCGUACUAUUCUUCACUCGCCGAAGAAAGAUGCGCAAGGGUACUAUGAACACCCCGGCUGCACAGAAUUUCCGUGAGGGAAACAUGGGUGGCCCAACUCCAUAUGGUCCUCAGAGCCCAUCUAUGCCUUCAUAUGGCCAAGGAGGAAUUCCUCUCGCCAGCUACCAGAACAACCAACCUCCACCGGUGUACCGCUAG